AUGGCGAAUAAGUUGCCAAAGAAUGUAUCUGCGAAGGGCAAGAUAAUCGUCCGCCUGAGACGAGUCAUCCACCCCAGAGAUAAAGGGGGAAGAAACAGCAGACGACGAAGAUUCCGUUCAGAAAUAUGCAAAUUCGCAUUCGAGAGAGCCAAAGCUUCCGCCAACAUUCCCUUUGUCACUCCUUGCGAGGCUACAGCGAUAGUGGUAGCUGUAUAUUCUCUCAGGAAGGCUAUGGAAGUCUUCGAUGGCACAAUGAUCUGUGAGUAA
Messenger RNA from Trichophyton rubrum CBS 118892, 267 nucleotides. RefSeq lists its product as uncharacterized. Lineage: Eukaryota; Fungi; Ascomycota; Eurotiomycetes; Onygenales; Arthrodermataceae. The record is from RefSeq and is a predicted model, not a curated record. Bases 1 to 267 code for a protein of 88 amino acids. The transcript has 2 exons.